CAUCCAAUCAUCUAAAUUAGGUUAAUUUUCUUUUCUUUUUAAAAUUUGCAGAAACUCAAAAACCCUCGUUUUCUCUUCGUCUCUGACGAGUCUGCCCCCAUUCAUGGCUCUCACUCGACAAAACAUCUUCAGUAUGACUUCUCAGUCCAUGAACUUCUGGAGGACAAUGAGUACGGUUACGGAGAAGCGAAAUAUAGAGGACCACAAACGUAGAUUGCUUUCUGCUAAAUAUGAAUUGAGGCGAAAGCUUUACAAGGCUCUUCACAGAGAUACCGAUCUUCCUUCUGAGAUCCGAGAGAAAUUUCUCUGUAAGUUGUCUCAGUUGCCGAGAAACAGUUCCUUCACUCGUGUAAGAAACCGAUGCAUUUUCACUGGUCGACCUCGUGCCGUGUACGAGAAAUUUCGAAUGUCUCGUAUUGUUUUUCGUAGUUUAGCAUCUCAAGGUCUUUUGAAUGGCAUCAAGAAGGCAUCUUGGUAGACUUAGCUUUGUGGCCUUGUUUACAAGCAAGGUAGAAUCUAUUUAUGGUUUGCUUGUGCUUUGAAAGAUAAGAUCGAAUAAUCUCAGUCAGGCCCUUUUAUGGUGUUUUUAUAGGCCUGUCAUACUUCUGAUUUUAUUGUCUAUGGCUCUUUUAACCUUUGUUGCUUCAUAUUGCCCAUUGGCAUUGUAUCACAUACUAAAAUUUUACUCGUAAUUUAGACUUCUUAGCUGAUUAAUGUCA
Molecule: messenger RNA, 719 nt
Organism: Mangifera indica (mango)
Lineage: Eukaryota; Viridiplantae; Streptophyta; Magnoliopsida; Sapindales; Anacardiaceae
Product: ribosomal protein S14, mitochondrial-like
Exons: 2
Coding region: 104-478 (124 amino acids)
Biological process (GO): translation
Cellular component (GO): ribosome; small ribosomal subunit
Molecular function (GO): structural constituent of ribosome
Source: RefSeq, a predicted model, not a curated record